AUGUCGUUGAUAGGUUUUGGAAAUGAAACCAGUGAAACAAUAGUAGUUCCAAAGCCCACCGCUUGGCAAACUUGGGGUAUUGGUCUUACUGUCGUAACGAUUACAGCGAUUGGACCAUCAAUUUGUAUUACAAUUGUGCCAUUUCUUAGCAAAACACUUUAUGAAUUCUUUAUGACAUUACUUGUGGCUUUUGGCAUUGGAACACUUUCUGGCUCAACAUUAUACGCACUUGGCUUAAAUGUUGUGGAAGAAAGUUAUUAUAGGACAAAAAUUUCUGUACUACUUGUCGUAUUAUAUGCAUUUUUUGCAGUGGAUCGAAUUUUAGCAUAUGUUUUGCAUUUUCAAAAAAUCCGAUCAAAGAGGCAAAAGAUUCAUCAAUCAACGCUGAAAAAAAUUUUGAAAAAAGGCAAAAAUUUAAAUCAGACAACAGCGACAGAGGAUAAUCCUAUAAUGUCACGAAUUUUGCUAAGAACUGAAAAGAGUGGUAGCACUGAAGAUGGCUUGGAAUAUUAUGAAUUGGAGAAAGAUCGCCUAAAGAGUGAAUUUGAAGCAGCGAUGGUUAGUAAUAUGAUUUCAAGAAAGAAGGAUUCAAAUGAUGAGGUAUCGGUGAAUGUGGAAGUAGUAGAAGAGAAAGUACUCGAUCCAUCAAAUCUUGAUGCAGCAUCAGUUGCUUGGAUGAUAGUAUUUGGUAGUUUGAUGAACAAUUUCGUUGACGGUAUGAGUAACGGUGCUGCAUUUGCAAAUUCUUUGGCACGUGGUUUUUCUGUUGGUAUUGCAGUUAUCACUCAACAGCUUCCACAAGAGAUUGGAAUGUUGGCAAUUUUAAUUCAGUCAGGACUUGGAUUCAAACGAACUCUUUUAAUAAGCUUAUUCCCGAAUUCGCUUAGUUAUCUGGGCUUUAUAUUUGGUGUAUUAAUUGGUAAUGAGGACGAUUCAUACGGAAAUUACGUUUUCGCCGUAUCAUGUGGAAUGUAUUUAUAUGUUUUUCUUGGUACUUUGAUUCCGGAAAUUCGUGAUUCGGUAAAUGAGCAAAUCAAAGUGGACUUGAAAGGAAGUAUUCGAUCAACAAUUUUGCAAGCUAUUGGUAUUGUUGCAGGAAUUAUUUUCGUAUAUUUGGUAUGCAAAUACGGGCAUGAAAUUCAUUUCCUAAUGAUAUGAAAUGCUCGCAGUAUACAAAAACUGCAUGCAAUGAAAUUGUGCUAUCACCUGUUCCUAUCAUGCAUGCUGCUGCUGCUGCUGUAUUUGGACAGUGCUUCUUGUGUCAAUUUCCCACGUAGUCUAAUGAACAAAUAUCGGGAUAAGGUGAAAGCAAUGUUUUAUCAUGCAUACAACAGCUAUCUUUUUCACGCUUACCCGCUGGAUGAACUAAAACCACUUUCAUGUUCCGGCGUGGAUACAUGGGGAAGCUUUAGUUUAACGCUGAUCGAUUCGUUGGAUACGUUGCUUAUUAUGGGUAAUGAGACGGAGUUCAUUCGUGCUGCUGAAAUUGUUCUUCGUAACGUUAAAGUUGAUAUGAAUGUCAAUGUAUCAGUGUUUGAAACUAACAUACGGAUAAUCGGUGGGCUAUUAAGUGCACACAUGCUUUCUGGACGAGUAAAAGGAAUGGCACUAGAACCGGGAUGGCCUUGCUCAGGACCUUUGCUACGAUUAGCCGAACGUUUUACUCAAAAACUGGUACCUGCUUUUAAAUCUGGUACUGGAAUGCCUUAUGGAACGAUUAACUUGAGACAUGGUAUUCAUCCGAAUGAAACACCCAUAACAUGUACUGCUGGCGUCGCUCUGAAAGCUCUGGAUGCUCUAUGGAAACUACGUUCAUCAUUAGAUUUGGUUGGAAAUCAUAUUAAUGUUGAAACUGGGGAAUGGACCGCAACAGAUGCUGGUAUUGGUGCUGGUGUAGAUUCAUACUUUGAGUAUCUCGCGAAGGCUGCUUUACUAUUUCAGCGUCCUGAACUGAUGAAACAAUUCAAGACAUACGUAAAAGCAAUCAAUAAAUAUAUUCGGAAAGAUGAUUGGUUUGUAUGGAUUUCAAUGACCAGUGGGCAAUUAUCAAUGCCCAUAUUUCAGUCCCUGGAAUCAUUUUGGCCUGGUGUUUUGGCAUUGACGGGGGAUGUUGAUGAUGCACAGCGAAUAAUUUACCAGUAUAGUCAAGUGAUACGACAGUAUGGAUUUCCACCAGAAUUUUUCAAUCUUCCAAAACAGGAAGCGGUAUCGAAGCGUGCUGGUUAUCCCCUGAGACCAGAAUUCGUUGAAAGUUUAUACUAUAUUUAUCGAGCUACAAAAGAUCCUUUGUUACUGGAGAUUGCUGCUGAAGUGGUUGACGCUAUUGAACACAGUUGUCGUACGAACUGUGGUUAUGCCACAGUUGUAAAUGCCGAAUAUCAUUCUGUUGAAGACAGGAUGGAAUCAUUUUUCCUUUCGGAGACUACGAAAUAUCUUUAUUUGCUCUUUGAUCCUGAUAAUUUCAUCAAUGCUGACGGAACUAUCGCACGUAUUGUUGAAACACCGAAUGGGCAGUGUAUCAUCGAUGCUGGUGGCUAUAUAUUCAAUACGGAAGCACAUCCGCUCGAUCCAGCAAUUGUUUAUUGUUGCAGCGCAAAACGUAGUAACGAUUUGGAAAUGAUAGCACAAUUCGAAAACAACAUUGAUUUUGCCUCAUUGGCGGGAAUUUUUGAUGAAACAUUACAUCCGUUUGCAAGGAGAUUGAAUACUGAAAAUAUGGAAAAUGAUGUAUACGAUGUCUGGAAUGCCCAAAAGGACGAAAAUUUACUUAAACAAUCGUUGACAAACCCUUUAUUGUAUGAUUAUGUUGCUGUAUAUGAUGAUCGCUGCUUGAAUUGCUGUUGGCCUACAGAUUCUAACGUUGAAAAUGUACCAUUCCGCCGUUUUUUGAAUGCAGUGUUUGCGAAGCAUAUUUAUCCUGCAACGGGUAUUAAGUUCAUUGUUGGAUUAAUCUGUUUGUCGACUGAUAACAAUACUCACGAAGUUGAUUGGCCCUAUCUUCAUAAAGAGGAUGUCGCUCAGAAGUUUGGUUCUGUUGAUAAAAUACGCUUCAAUAAAUUUCGUUAUCGAAGUAUGGCUGAAGUAGGCUACGAUAUACUUCUAACAUCACCACUUUCUUAUCUCUCAAGGUUUACUGGGUUAGGACAAGUGAAGCCUAAACCCGAUGGUACACAAUAUUAA
This is a messenger RNA of Cercopithifilaria johnstoni, 3180 nucleotides long. Lineage: Eukaryota; Metazoa; Nematoda; Chromadorea; Rhabditida; Onchocercidae. The record is from the annotation of a GenBank genome assembly.